AUGAGUUUAGAAUUGUUACCAAAUGAAAUUUUACUUGAUAUAUUUGAAUAUUUCGAUGGUAUUGAUCUUCUUCGAACAUUUUAUGGUCUUAACUCUCGCUUCAAUCUCGUUCUUCACGGUCAAUUUCCAAAUUGUUCUUUCAAAUUUAAUUCUGUGUCAAAACAUGAUUUCGAUAAAAUAUGUCAACAUUAUCUACCAACAAUGGCAGACUAUAUUGUUACUCUUAAUCUUUCUGACAAUGAACAAACUCCAACACAAAUUAAACUGUUUCUUUCAUACAUUCCAUCAUUCAAUCGAUUCACUCAGUUACGAUCUCUUUCACUGUCGAAUCUUCGUUCAUAUCAAACACUAAUGAAAAUCGUCGAAGGAUGUCAUCAUCUUUGUAAUCUUACUCAUUUGGAACUUUUAUAUUGUUAUCUUCAAGAUAAACAAAUUGAUUUUCAAUUAAUUGUUAAUCAUAUUUGGAGUUUACCAAAACUUAUUCAUUGUACGAUCGGCAUUGCGAUCAAAGGACAAUGCUUAUUUCGUACACCAACAAUAAUCUCUUCAUCUCUCGAAUAUGUAUCUAUAGAAAGAAUUCAAAUUAAACUGGAUCAAAUAAAUCAAUUGUUUGAAUAUACACCUAGUCUUAAAUGUCUUUCAAUAUCUGUGCCAUCCUUUAUUGAUAAUGAUUAUAUUCCCAUUUCUAUUCCAACUUUGAUGGAUUUGAGUAUUAGUUCUUGUUUUACAUGUGAUGCAUCGAAUAUGGCUAUUUUAUUACAAAAUACACCUAAUCUUCGUCGUUUAAGUAUUGACCUAUGUUCCGAACUCAUUGAUGGUAAUCAAUGGGAAGAACUUAUUCGUAAUUGUUUACCCAAACUUGAAGUCUUUCAGUUUAAAAUGAAAGUUACAUUACCUAUGGGACAAAAUCUACAAAAUCGAGUUGAAGAAUUAAUUAAUUCAUUUCGAAGUCCAUUCUGGAUUGAUGAGCAUCAAUGGUUUAUCCGAUUUCUUACAUCGAAUAGAACAAUGUAUCUCUACACUUUAUCAAAUAAAUAUGAAGAAAACCUUCCCGUCUUAUUUAAAUCGACAGAUCCUCAUGAUGAUCAACAAGAUUUUUAUAAUAACAUAACUAAAAUAAUUUCUCCAACAUUUUUUGAUCAACCAAUUCCAAUUCCAUCAUACAUUCGCUUGACUCAAAUUAAUGAUCUUUCUAUAAAUCUUCCUAUUAAUGAUCAAUUUUGGUCCCUUGUUCCAACCUUGAAUCGAUUAAAGACACUUAAAAUAUCAUUUCAUACAAAUGCUUUUCAAUCUCAAGUGCAAGCAUUACUUAAUCGAGCACCUCAUCUGGAAAAAUUAAAUAUUCAUCAGUAUGAAUCAAUAUCUUUGCAAAUAUCAGUAUUCAAAUAUAUAAAUGUAUCUGUUCGUGAACUCGAUUUACGAGGUAUUAAUCAUUAUUUUAAUGAAGAAGAAUGUAUUAGAUUGAGUCGUUCACCGUUAGGUAUUCAAUGUGAAAAGUUAUCUAUCUUGGCUUAUAAUCGUAAAAGUAUUAUUUCUCUUAUCGAAAAUAUGCACAAACUUCGAGCAUUAAAUGUUCGAUGUAAAGAUGAAAAAUAUAUUGAACUAUCAACAUCAAUAGAAGACAAUAGUGUUGAAUAUUAUGAUGAUAAUGAACAAAAUGAAGAUGAUUGUAUACAAUGGUUAAAAAGUCAUUUACCACCAAUAUGUAUCGUCAUCAGAGAUCCAAAACUUACAUGUAAUAUUUUAAUAUGGAUCUAA
This is a messenger RNA of Didymodactylos carnosus, 1758 nucleotides long. The record is from the annotation of a GenBank genome assembly. NCBI's taxonomy places the organism in Eukaryota, Metazoa, Rotifera, Eurotatoria, Philodinida, Philodinidae.